GCUUGAUCAAACAUAUACAAAUAACUUUACAGCUCUUAUAUUCCUCCAAUAUAAAUUUCUAUAUACAAAUAUGGCUGAUAACCAUAUCCCGGCUGAGCAGACCGAGGUGACUAGGGAGACGAAGAAGCCGCGGUUCAACAAAAACGACAAAUUUGACAACAAACCCAAAGAUCAUUCGAAAGAACCAAUGAGCGACUCCAAAAGAGCAAUCCUCAGCACAUUUACUCAAUACCGUGAUAUCCUAGACUCGCACUACGACCAACGCGAGCGCAUCAUCAAGUGCUCGCGUGACAUCACCGCACUGAGCAAAAAAAUGGUGUUUUCGCUCCUCCGUAUCACGCAAGACUCUGCAGAAAAUGUUUUCAGGGACGUUGAGAUCAAGCAUUCGGUUGUUCUGGAUCUAUUCGCAAAGGUGGCUGUAGAUUUGCAAGGAUCCAAUGCGCUCAAGUAUAAUCGGCAGGCGACUGGAGGUCUGCAGGAGUACAUCGAGGCACUGGGAUUGUGGGUGUUUCUGCGUGACAACACGCUGAUUACUAAGGAUCAGGUUGAGGAUAUGGUGCGCAGCAAGGGCACCAUGGUGACAGUGACUGACGAGGACUAUGUCUUGGGCAUCAGCGAUCUUCCUGGUGAAGUCAAUCGCUACUGCAUCAAUGCUAUUGGCAAGAGCGAUCAUGAGGCGGUUAGGAGGAGCCUUGUGUUCUUGCGGGCGCUCAAGGAGGGAAUCAAUUUAAUUAUAUGCAGUGGCAAAAUCAGAGACCUGCACAAGAAACUCGAGGUUCUUGACAGCAGCCUUGAAAAGACUGAGAAGGCGUACUACUCAAUGUCGAUCAGGGAUACCGAAAUGCACAGAGCCAACAUCACGGACAUCGAUACCAGCAGUGGAUCGGUAACCGCAGCAUAACUUUUUAUCAACAAUUAUUUUCAAUUUAUC
This is a messenger RNA of Kickxella alabastrina, 931 nucleotides long. Its product is annotated as Translin. The record is from RefSeq and is a predicted model, not a curated record. The transcript has a single exon. Bases 71 to 901 code for a protein of 276 amino acids. Gene Ontology annotation, molecular function: RNA endonuclease activity; RNA binding; sequence-specific DNA binding. Gene Ontology annotation, cellular component: nucleus; cytoplasm. Lineage: Eukaryota; Fungi; Kickxellomycota; Kickxellomycetes; Kickxellales; Kickxellaceae.